AUGCUCACGUGGGCGUGGUUUCCGGUCGUCGGUCUGCUGCUGGCAGCAGCGGCCGGCCAGGAUCCUAGGACACGAAAUGAGAUUCGACCGCAAGUGUCGGCGGCCAAGCAAGAGGAACCGCUCGAGUCCAUCAGACUGCCGCGACAAUUGCAGCUGCCACGAUCGUUGGUGUCCCAGAGCCCGGCGAGCAUUAUCUCGACGUCCGAAAGAAGCCAGAAGAAACGGCAGCUGGGCGAUCUUGGGCUAAACUUCCAGCCGUUGUUAUCGCUCAAUAGCCAGACCCAGCAGCCGUUCCUUCCGACGACCUUUGGCGCGGGUGGUCUGGGCAGCAGCGUCAUCCCGCGAAUCGGCCCGCAACCGAGGCAGCUCGUCACACGAAUCACAGAGCCGUCACUGGCCCCGGCUAGUCACGUGAGCUUCGUGACCCCGUCGCUCGUGCAGUCGCAGCGAAGGAUCCACGACUUCGAGAGGUCGCACUCCUUCCAUCAUAAACACGGCCAUCACCACGGACACCACCAUGGCCAUCAUCACGAGCAUCACUCGCAUCACUCGCAUCACGCCAAGCACAAGCACCAUCACGGCCACGAGCACAAGCACGGUCACGAUCAUCACGAGGAGCACAAGCAUCACGAGGACCAUAAGCAUCAUCACGGCCACCACCAUCACCACGGCCAUGAUCAUCAUCACGGCCACAAGCAUCAAGACGACCACAAGCAUCAUCACGGCCACGAGCACAAGCAUCACCAUGGUCACAAGCACGGCCACAAGCACGGCCACGAGCAUAAGCAUCACGGCGAGCACAAGCACCAUCACGGCCACCAUCACCACUCCAAGCACGAGCAUCACGAGGAGCACAAACACCAGUCCGAGCAUCAUCAUCAUCACAAGCAUCACCACCACAACGAGCACCACCACCAUCACGAUCAUCAUCACGUCAACGAACACCACCAUCACCACACGCACAAGGAGACCGAGAACCAUCACCACCACCACGGCCACGGCCACAAGGAGCAUCACAAGCAUCAGCACAAAGAGGAGCACAAGCAUCAUCACGGCCACGAACACAAGCACGGUCACCACGAGGAGCACCACCAUGGCCACCACGAGGAUCAUCAUCACAAACACGGCCACGAUCACAAGCACGGCCAUCACGAGGACCACAAGCACCAUCAUCACCAGGAUCAUCAUCACAAGCACGGCCACGAGCACAAGCAUGGACAUCACGAGGAGCAUCACCACGGCCAUCACGAGGAUCACAAGCAUCAUCAUCACGAGGAUCAUCAUCACAAGCACGGCCACGAGCACAAGCACGGGCACAAGGAGGACCAUCACCACGGCCAUCACGAGGACCACCAUCACGCCCAUCAUCAGCAGCACAAGCAUCACCAUCACGAGUCCCACAAGCACGGCCAUGAGCACAAGGAGGAGCACAAACACGGGCACGACCACAAGCAUCAUCACGACCAUCACGAGAGCCACCAUCAUCACGAGCAUCACAAGCAUCACGAGGGCCACGAGCACAAGCACGGGCACAAGCACCACGAGGGACACAAACAUUUCGAGGAUCAUCACCACAAGCACGGACACGAUCAUCAUCACAAGCAUCACGAGGACCAUCAUCACGAGGUGUUCGAAGGCCACGAUCAUGAGCACUACAAAGGUUUCGGCCAUCACUUCGGGGCCUCGCAGAACCACGAGGAGUACGUAUUUCCGGAAGAAAGCGCGGCGGCUGCCGUAACACCGCCGGCGGACGACGUUCUGAAGAUCACAAAGCCGCCGGAAGUAACCGAGUCCGCCGAGCAAGUGGCGGUCGUGCAAGUGUAGCGAAAGGAUGACAAACACGGCGCAAACACGACAGGGUUGCUUAGAAGCGGAACGUCCGGAAGUUAAGUUACUCGCAAACGCGACGCACGCCGUUCUGCGCGAGAAUUGUCUUGCGAGAAAAUUGUUACCUAAACGCGAAAGAUGGCAUCGUUAUUAUUUGCAUGUACUUUGGUGCCGCCGCUACUUUUCGAAUGACGUUUCAGAACUAGAGAGCGGAGGGAGAGAAAGAGAGGGAGAAUUUUUUGGGUUAUACAGCUGCGAGGCUCGCGCAUCGAUCCGCGAUAUAAAUGCUACUCAAACUUACCCCCUGACUGAAUACAAUUUGCAUCGUAUUAUCUUCAGAGCGAGUAGAGAAGCA
This is a messenger RNA of Harpegnathos saltator (Jerdon's jumping ant), 2182 nucleotides long. Its product is annotated as histidine-rich glycoprotein. The coding region runs from base 1 to 1824 and encodes 607 amino acids. The transcript is spliced from 2 exons. Lineage: Eukaryota; Metazoa; Arthropoda; Insecta; Hymenoptera; Formicidae. The record is from RefSeq and is a predicted model, not a curated record.